Messenger RNA from Epinephelus moara (kelp grouper), 9902 nucleotides. RefSeq names its product ankyrin 1, erythrocytic a (gene ank1a). Bases 153 to 6071 code for a protein of 1972 amino acids. NCBI's taxonomy places the organism in Eukaryota, Metazoa, Chordata, Actinopteri, Perciformes, Serranidae. The record is from RefSeq and is a predicted model, not a curated record. Gene Ontology annotation, molecular function: protein binding. Gene Ontology annotation, biological process: signal transduction. The transcript is spliced from 44 exons.
UGUGUGUGUGUGUGUGUGUGUAUCCGUGUUUACGUUGGACGGGGGUCUGCGUGCCCUGUAUCGCAGCAUUCGCAGGGGGCAACAGAAAAGACAGCUGGUGGGUUUGAGAGAAACAGAAAACGUAAGAAAGAGAGAGUGGAGGGCCAACAGGCAUGCCAGUCAAGACCGUCACUUUUGGAGCAGAUGCUGGCAACAGUUUCCUCCGAGCGGCCCGUUCUGGCAACCUGGACAAGGCCCUGGACCAUAUCAAAAAUGGCAUCGAUAUAAACACAGCCAAUCAGAAUGGGCUCAACGGGCUGCAUCUGGCCUCAAAAGAAGGCCAUGUCAAAAUGGUGCUGGAGCUACUUCACAAUGGAAUCGUACUGGAGACCACCACAAAGAAAGGGAACACGGCCCUGCACAUUGCAGCCCUGGCGGGGCAGGAGCAGGUGGUCACAGAGCUGGUUAACUACGGGGCCAAUGUCAACGCUCAGUCCCAGAAGGGUUUCACUCCACUCUACAUGGCUGCACAAGAAAACCAUCUAGAGGUUGUGAAGUUUCUUCUGGAGAACGGAGCCAAUCAGAGCAUUCCAACUGAGGAUGGAUUCACUCCUCUCGCCGUCGCUCUUCAGCAGGGACAUGAGAAUGUCGUAGCCCUGCUCAUCAACUACGGCACCAAGGGAAAGGUCCGCCUCCCUGCACUGCACAUUGCAGCACGCAACGACGAUACACGCACAGCCGCAGUGCUUCUGCAGAAUGACCCCAAUCCUGAUGUACUCAGCAAGACUGGAUUCACACCCCUCCACAUUGCUGCACACUAUGAAAACUUGAACGUAGCUCAACUGCUGCUCAAUAGAGGAGCCAAUGUCAACUUCACCCCAAAGAACGGCAUCACUCCUCUGCACAUCGCAGCCAGACGGGGGAACGUGAUCAUGGUGCGACUGCUGCUGGACAGAGGAGCUCAGAUUGAUGCCAAGACCAAGGAUGAGCUGACUCCUCUGCACUGUGCAGCCAGAAAUGGUCAUGUCAGGAUUAUAGAAAUCCUGCUGGACCAUGGAGCCCCCAUCCAGGCAAAGACCAAGAAUGGCCUGUCUCCAAUCCAUAUGGCAGCACAAGGGGACCACAUGGACUGCGUCAAGCAGCUCCUGCAGUACAACGCAGAGAUUGAUGACAUCACACUGGACCACCUUACCCCUCUGCACGUGGCGGCACACUGCGGCCACCACCGCAUGGCCAAAGUGCUGCUGGACAAAGGGGCCAAACCCAACUCUCGUGCAUUGAAUGGGUUCACUCCUUUGCAUAUUGCUUGUAAAAAGAACCACAUGCGUGUGAUGGAUCUCCUGCUAAAACAAGCUGCGUCAUUAGAGGCUGUGACUGAGUCUGGCCUGACCCCCUUACAUGUGGCAUCAUUUAUGGGUCAUCUUAACAUUGUGAAGAUCCUGGUGCAGAAAGGAGCUUCCCCCAGUGCCUCCAAUGUGAAAGUGGAGACUCCUCUCCAUAUGGCAUCUCGGGCAGGACACUUCGAGGUGGCAGAGUUUUUACUCGAGAACGCAGCACCAGUUGACGCCAAGGCCAAGGAUGACCAAACACCUCUGCAUUGUGCCGCUCGGAUGGGCCACAAGGAGCUGGUGAAGCUGCUGCUGGAGCACAAAGCCAACCCCAACUCCACCACCACAGCAGGCCACACACCCCUACACAUCGCUGCCCGGGAAGGUCACGUACAAACCGUGCGCAUCCUACUGGAUAUGGAGGCUCAGCAGACCAAGAUGACAAAGAAAGGCUUCACUCCACUCCAUGUGGCCUCCAAGUACGGCAAGGUGGAUGUAGCAGAGCUGUUGUUGGAGAGAGGAGCGAACCCUAAUGCUGCUGGAAAGAAUGGUCUGACUCCGCUGCAUGUUGCUGUACAUCACAACAACCUGGAUGUUGUCAACUUGCUUGUCAGCAAAGGAGGUUCACCACAUAGUGCAGCCAGGAAUGGCUACACCGCCCUCCACAUAGCGUCCAAGCAGAACCAGGUGGAGGUGGCUAACAGCCUGCUGCAGUAUGGAGCUUCAGCCAAUGCUGAGUCACUGCAGGGAGUGACACCUCUCCACCUGGCCUCGCAGGAAGGAAGGCCAGACAUGGUCUCCCUCCUCAUCUCCAAACAGGCCAACGUCAACCUUGGAAACAAGAGCGGAUUAACCCCACUCCAUCUGGUGGCACAGGAAGGACAUGUUGGCAUUGCAGAUAUCUUGGUGAAACAAGGCGCUUCAGUUUACGCUGCCACACGGAUGGGCUACACCCCUCUCCAUGUAGCGUGUCACUAUGGCAACAUCAAGAUGGUGAAGUUCCUCCUGCAGCAACAGGCCAACGUCAACAGUAAAACAAGACUUGGUUACACUCCUCUGCACCAGGCGGCCCAGCAGGGACACACAGACAUUGUGACACUGUUGCUGAAGCACGGAGCUCAGCCCAACGAGACAACAACAAAUGGUACUUCAGCUCUGGCCAUUGCUAAGAGGUUGGGCUACAUCUCUGUGAUUGACGUCCUGAAGCUCGUCACUGAGGAGACGGUUUCCAUGACGACCACAGAGAAACACCGCAUGAGCUUCCCAGAGACAGUGGAUGAGAUACUGGACGUGUCUGAGGAUGAAGGAAUUGCACAGCUAACAUUAGGAGAGGAGCUCCUGGGGACAGAAGGGGCCAGGUACAUGAAGAUGGAUGACAUGAAAGACCAUGAUGACGAUUUCCUCUCCCCAAAGAAAUCACUGGAGUACGAGAGAGGGCUGGGCACAGCGAAUUACUCGCCAGCCAUUCCCAGGAUUCCCAGAGUCUCUCCAGAGACCGUUAUAUUGAAAGAACAUGAGAUAGAUCAGCAACACACUCCACUUCCACUGCCCAAAGACUAUGAUGAGGACUCACUGAUCCCCAGCAGCCCGGCGACUGAAACGUCAGACAAUGUCAGCCCAGUCGCCAGUCCCAUACACACAGGGUUCCUGGUCAGUUUUAUGGUAGAUGCUCGGGGCGGCUCAAUGCGAGGCAGCAGGCAUAACGGUCUGCGUGUCAUCAUACCUCCGCGGACCUGUGCGGCGCCCACCCGCAUCACCUGCCGCCUGGUAAAGCCGCAGAAGCUGACCAGCCCCCCUCCGCUGGUGGAGGGAGAGGGGCUGGCCAGCAGGAUCAUCUCCCUGGGGCCAGCCGGGAUGCAGUUCCUGGGACCGGUGAUAGUGGAGAUCCCCCACUUUGCCGCUCUCGGUCGAGGUGACCGGGAGCUUGUGGUGCUGAGGAGUGAGAACGGCUCAGUCUGGAAAGAACAUCGCAAUCGCUAUGGUGAUGAGGUGCUAGAAACAAUCCUCAACGGGAUGGAUGAGGAAUUAGAAAGUCAAGAAGAGCUCGGGAAGAAGAGAAUCCGUCGCAUCAUCUCCACCGACUUCCCCCUUUACUUUGCUGUCGUAUCACGAGUCCAGCAAGAGAGCGACCUGAUUGGACCGGAGGGAGGUUCGCUGACAAGUAAACUGGUGCCACUGGUCCAGGCCACAUUUCCUGAGACAGCAGUCACCAAACGCGUCCGCCUGGGGCUGCAGGCUCAGCCAGUUCCAGAUGAGCUGGUUGCAAAGCUGCUGGGUAACCAGGCAAACUUUAGCCCUGUGGUGACUGUGGAGCCUCGGCGGCGCAAGUUCCACCGGCCCAUCGGCCUGCGUAUACCCCUGCCCCCGUCCUGGAGGGAAAGUCCCCGAGACUCUGGGGAGGGCGACACCACCAGUCUGCGUCUGCUUUGCUCUGUCAUAGGUGGCACAGCCCCAGCCCAAUGGGAAGACAUUACUGGCACCACCAAGCUUUUGUAUGCUAAAGACUGCGCCAGUUUCACAACCAAUGUUUCAGCACGAUUCUGGCUCGCAGACUGUCCUCGGACAGCUGAGGCCGUCUCUUUUGCCAACCUGCUCUAUAGAGAACUGUCAGCGGUUCCCUACAUGGCCAAGUUUGUGGUGUUUGCAAAGAUGAAUGAGCUGCGCGAGGGCCGCCUGCGCUGCUACUGCAUGACCGACGAUAAGAUGGAUAAAACCCUGGAACAACAUGAGAACUUCACAGAGGUGGCUCGCAGCAGAGACAUAGAGGUAAUGGAGGGAAUGCCGCUUCACCUGGAGUGUUCAGGAAAUCUGGUGCCUGUGAGGAAGGCCACCCAGCAGCCUCGCUGCUUCAGCUUCCAGGCCUUCAGAGAUAACCGACUUCCUGUGUCUGUCAAGGUGAGAGACAGCAGUAAAGAGCACACUGGAUUUCUGUCUUUCCUGCGCAAGUCAACCAAGUAUGAGGACAGUCAACAUGUGCUCUGCAACCUCAACAUAACCAUGCCUCCAUGUAUCAAGAUUGUUGGGAGUGAAGACCGGAGGCGAACCCUGACCCCCCUGGCUUUAAGAGAAAGAUACAGUGCCCUAAAUGAACCAGCUAUGGCAUCAAUGAGCGCCAUGGAGAGGACAGAGCUAAAGAUGGCUGUGAUUGCAGAGCAGUUGGGACUGAGCUGGGCUGAGUUGGCACGUGAGCUUCAGCUCAGCGUGGAUGACAUCAAUAAGAUCCGUGUGGAGAAUCCGAACUCGCUGCUGGAGCAGAGCUCUGCCCUGCUCAACCUGUGGGCCACCCGCGAGGGCAAGAGGGCCAAGAUGGAGAGCUUGUACGCAGCUCUGAAGAGUAUCGACCGUAUGGACAUAGUCAACAUGUUGGAGGGCCAGCCGCCUCAGCCCGCGAGACAAGGCUCCCGUGAUCUCAGCAGACGCCGACACAACGACAGAGACAACCUCUCCCCUGGUAUGACCAAUGGUUAUGGGCUCGCACAGGACGAGCUUCUCUCACCGGCCUCCAUGCAGUACAGCCUGCCCUCCCCGCUGGGCGCUGAGCCUUACUGGCAGGAAGUCUCAAGUCUGGACUGUGCACCCAUUGCCACCACAGAAGAAGACACCCUCAUGGAGAUGUCUGAUGUGCAGGUGUGGCCCUCAGGCAACAGCCCGUCCCUGGUGCCCGUGGAGGACUCUUCGUUGGAGUGCAGCAAUGCUGACGAUUCAGAAGGUCUGCUGGGGUUGCCGUACGGAAGUCUGGGUCGGCCGGCUAGUCAGGCCAGCGCAGCCAGCGGAGGGGGUGGGGUGCUGAGUGGCUCCAUUGAGCUUCCAGAAGACGAUUCAGAGAUGGGCGUUGACUCGCUCAGCACUGCCACGCCAGCUUCGCUUGGGGGCACCAUUGCUGGGAUGAAUCUUAACGGGCUGAACAAUGGUCAGGGGUCAGAGGCAAGUUCGGAGGUAUCAGCACUCACCAGUACGACUGGUGGAGAUGGAGCUGGAGGAGGAGGAGGAGGAGGAGGGACGGGCUCAGAGGAAGGGCUUUGUCUUGUUGCAGGACAGCAAAGGGUGUAUGCUCGGCUGAGUGAGUCACCUGGUCUGAGCUGUGUUGCAGACCGGAAUGGAGACAGGUCAGGUAACAGUGGAAACGGAGGCAGUGGAGGCUCUUUCCUUUCCUACCUGCAGGAACAGACAGGCCCGGGGUGGAUCCCUGUCACUGACCCUACACAGGCCUGGGUGGGCAGUCAGCCCAAACCCAGGCAGGCCAUGGACACCAUGAUAUCAUCAGUAUGUAACGCUGUGGAUGGAGACCAGUCCCGUGUGUCCCAGGAAGCCUUGCUCCAGCCUGUGAGGGACAUGGGGCACUCAGAGAUCUUACGGGGCCACUUCAGAGGUACCCAGCCAUUUGAGAAGGGUUUGGGCUUCCCGCACAGGGUACCAGAGCUGAGGGCCUGGGACGACGUGCGCCUGAAGGGCCAGGGCGAUGAGGUUGAAGAUCUUCCUGGGGAGCAUGUAAGCGAGGAACAGUUCACGGAUGAACAUGGAAACAUUGUCACAAAAAAGAUCGUGCGUAAGGUUGUGCGCAGAGGGAAGGGUUCAGGUGAGGAGGGGGUUCAGGAGGUGAGCCUGGAGGGUUCUCUGCAGGACGCCAACGAGCUGGAGGUUGAUGCUGAGCAGUUCAUGAGCUACGCCAUCCUGGGCCGGGACAGCAGCAAGCCCGAUACAGUGGAUGUGAAGAAAGGUGCUCAGAUAGUGAAAUGUGCCAGUCUGCGGAGAGUUAAGCAGUGAGGCAGACUGAGUGCUGCGUCCCCGCAGAGUUCUCCACAGGAUUCAACCCCUUCACCAAAACCAUCCUACAUGGACACAUGACCAGCAGCAGCUGACAGGAGGAAGAACACACAUUAAAAAGGCAGACAGACAGAAAUGAACAGCAACGCCAUGACAACCACAGCGGCUAUGCCGACUAUCAGCACGCACCAGAAGAGAGAAGGAUACGGAUUUACUUGUAGUUUUUAUUACCUUUUUUUUUUUUCUUUUUUUUUUUAAAGAAACCGUGGAAAAAAAACAUCUACUACUAGGCUAGAAGCAUGAUUUCGUAUAAAACAAAAAACAAACACAAACAAAAAAAAAGAACAAAAAAACAAAAACUAGCAACCAAAACGUGCUUCCUGUUAUCUGUAUCAGCAUGAGUGACUGCUGCCGCAUGGCCUGUCUUUAACUACAAAUACUGAGGGAAUAUAAGGGUGGGGAGGGAUGGGGAGGACACACUGCUGUAUGGGACAGGCAUGCAAUGUAGGGAAUGGUCAAUCACUGGCCUGUUUUCUAAACCAACAGGGAAAAGUUUAUCACUAAGAAAAGGGGAGACUAAAAUACUGAGAAUUACAUAAUCUCUAGGCAACAGGUUACUCCCCCUCCUCCCUGCCACACUCGUCCAGCUAAGAGCAUCACAAACUAGUUUUAAAAUCUGUCCCAGUGCUCUCAAAGUCCAGUAAAGCUACAAUUAUCACCCAAGGAUAUCAGUGUUGUACAUAAUAUCGUAUGCACUAAAAUGCUCUAUACGUGACUGUGUGUUACGUGUGUUGUUUAUGUUAUAAGAUCCCUAUGCGAUGCCACUGAUGCUGCUGUUUCAGGUACAUACGAAAAUCCCUCCCCGUUUUUUCUCGUUUGGUUCGUUCGGUCUGAAUCUAUAUAUUAUUCUAUAUAUCUUGAGAUCUUUGUGGGUACAAGAACAUGCAAAUGUUGUGUCGCUCUGCCUGUUUUUAAACGUCAGAUUUUUGUGCGUCAGGUCGUUUGUUUCUUUGUGCUUUUCAUGUGCUUUCACACUUUGCUUUUGACAUGUCAAACUGUAGAGGGAAGACAUGCUGUAAGUCGUUUACUGUGCUGUGGGUUUCGGGGCUUUGGGAGGCAGGUUUCUGCAGCGAGCCUGCCUGCCUCCCUCACCUUCCCUCAGAGUGGUUUGCCUUGUGGAGAGGGUGACAAUGAGAUAUGUGAUGAGUGACAGAUUAUCGUGAGAGAUUAACCUACUCUGCCAUCCCACUCCUCUGCCUUUUCUUGUCCCCGGUGUGCCGUAUACAAUUGUGAGGUUUGUGUUAAUCAGAUGUUUGUCUGAGCCAAAAUCCCCUCACCCUCUACUUUGCCCUUAUGGCCCUACCUCUCACCCCUCUCACCCCUCCAGUCGGCCUCUCAGAGUAGAUGUAGCAGUCCUGUCCAACAGCCCCAGCAGGCGGCAGGAUCUCACCUUCAGCUCGUAGCAGUGUGUGUUUGACCUCAUCGUGCAGUAUAUGACACCACCACACAUAAGGUGCACUUACAGAUCAUCUCACCACCACCAGAAGAUGUCACCUGAUGCGAGUACAGUAGCUGAAAUGCUGGUAAUAAAUGUAGCACUGGUUUGACUGGGUAGAAGACGAAGAGUCAGCUGGAGUAAGGAAAGUGUCGCAUCGAGGGUCGAGGACGUGUUGAGCUUUGAUGUUUGUCUCCUUGGCAACUGAUCGGAGAGUAGCAAAGACAGUCAGUCACCAAUCACUGUGAUGAGAAACUGUAAUACUGACCCGCAACUGUGAGCCUGACCCUUCCCGAAGCGUGUCUCUCGUUUCACUCUCUUUUUUUUGUCAUGAUUUACUGUCUUAACUGUACUUCAGAAGAAGCAAUAACUGCUUAUAAAAGGAAAGGAUUGUUUGUGUGAGUGUGUUUGAGUGUGUGUGUGUGUGUGUGUUUAAGAGAGAGGAUUUUAGGAUCAUAGUUGUGUUCAGAUCAUGUUCUUCCUAAGCUUGGGCUCUCCAUCUGUCAAUCACAGCUUUAAGCUACUCCUCACUCCACUCAGAAAUGAUGUCAGUACAUAAGUAUCCAACAUUUCAUCACUUUGCCUCUCUAGAAAAGAAGACGAUUAAGUUUUACACUAAGACUGGUAUGACAUCAUACCAGCCAUCCCAUCUGCAAAGUGCCCAGUGUCUGGUUUUGUUACUCAUCAGGGAAUGUAGGUGUGUUUAAUCAUAGCUUUUAAACCUUAACGACAUUCAUAUGCACCUUGAAAGAAAUCCUAUUGAAUGUGCGAGUGUGUGUGAGUCUGUGUGUGUGUGUGAUUUUAACAUAUUCAGUCCUGGAUAUUGGGACAUGUCAAAGUUGUGAUAAUAUCACAGGAAGUAAUAUUGCUAAUGGACAAAGAGCAGAGGCUCUCAGAUUAUAACAAAUUCACAUAUUUUUUAAAAGUUGAUUUACCUCAAUAAGCGUGCCAUCUCACAUGAUAUCAAUUAUCUACAUGCAUUUGUUUUUUCAAACGUUAUGUUAGACAGUGAAUGCUUUAUUAUGGAAAAAUAUUGUCAGUCACACAAACGUUGCAAUAAUCACCCAUCAAUAAGUGUUUGUUUUAGUACGGCUUCACAGCCAGAGAUGAUGAAUGUAAAGUCUUGGUAUUCUGUAAGUCUUGUUAUGAAGUAGUCAUCUGUGUUGGCUCUGUACUUUAGUAGAUGAUAGGGUAUUCACUCUGUUGUUUCAGCUCUAUAUCUGCUGUUGAUCAUCAACAUUCAUCAUGAACAUACAUAUAAAUCAUGGAAGAGGAGAGAUUUAAAGGGAAAAGCCUCAAAUGGGUUUUGGACAUUUUAACAAAUAUCCCUUCAUCAGAUAUGAUUUCUAUUUUAUUAUCUUUUUUAAUAACCACAAAAAGCUAGAUGUCAAUAACAAUUACACAGCAGUGUAAUAGCAUACUUAUAAUUAUGGUGUGCUUGGACUGGUUUCUGAAGCAGGGGGUCGUUUAUAAAUCCACUGCUGAUGUCAGGGUUGGAGCAAAGGGAGGGGGUCUAAUGAAGAGACAACAAGAAGGAGCACUUUGAAGUCAGAUGGAAGCAUUGUGGGGGAGGCGUAGUGGCUCCGACGGCUAGUCUUUCAAGAUGACAAGCAUUUUUCCUCAACACAACCCACCCCUAAUCUAUUUCUGCCCCCUUUACCAAAUAUAAGACUGAGCCGAUUCUAAGGCUCCCACAUGGUGACACUUUGAACGCGGUUUGAAAGGAGUAGUCCGACUAAGUGCAAGCAGAGGAAGGAGUGGUUACAGAAAAACGAACAAUGGGAAGCCUGCACUGAGGGACCACUGAGACGAUGCCAUGCACCAAGUUCAUGCAAAAAUAUUAACUGUUGCAAAAACUAGAGAACACAUGUAUAUUCCUUUAGAAUGGAUUGAAGACAUUAUUAACGCAAUAGCAUAUUACUCAAUACUAAGGAAUGCAACUGCGCACAUGCACAGAAAAUGUUUUUAACAUAAAAGGCUAUAUAUAUAUAUGAAAUAUAUGAAAAUAUAUAUAAAUAUAUAUAUAAAUAUAUAUUUACUUAGAAUGCUAUGCACCCUUACUUGUCAACUGGGAUUCUAGUUAUGUUAUGGAUGUACUUUUAGCAUCAUACAGCUGUAGCUACCAAGAGACUGUUGAGUUCUGGGUAAUGCCUGCAACCUGGGGAUAAAAUAGGGGUCUUCUGGGUAUUUUAACCUGUUUUGUUUGCUUUUUUUAUUGUUAUGGAGAGUCAAACAUGAAUUUAAAAUAUACAUGUAAAAGCCUUUUAAUCCAAUCAAAUCCGAGAACAUCUGUUGACAAUUUACUCUGUACACCAGCUCAACAUUUACAAAAUUAA